GCAACGCUAUGAGAAAUGGCGGCUCGUCACGCCUACAAGGCGGAUGCGUCACUGCGUAUGGUGGUGACGUCAAUCUCGCGUGAUGAGACUUGUAGCGCUGGGCUAUUCCAUGAAACAGGAAGGGCAGGAGGCUGCGGGAUUACCAGCAGGUGAAGAUGAGCCUCAAGACAGAGCGCAGAGGAAUCCAUGUUGACCAGUCAGAGCUUCUGUGUAAGAAAGGAUGUGGCUACUAUGGGAACCCAGCCUGGCAAGGCUUUUGCUCAAAGUGCUGGAGGGAGGAGUACCAGAAAGCUCGGCAGAAGCAAAUCCAGGAGGACUGGGAACUUGCAGAACGUCUGCAACGUGAAGAGGAGGCGGCAUAUGCAAGCAGCCAGGGAGCCCAGGCAGGGCCGCAAUCCCUCACAUUUUCAAAGUUUGAAGAAAAGAAAUCAAAUGAAAAGACGAGAAAAGUAACUACAGUGAAAAAAUUUUUCACAGCUUCAUCUAAAAGCCUCCCAAAGAAAGUGAUUGAAGAAAAGAGUAUAAAGCCGGGACAGUUGGGCAGGGAACGCAAUGCAGAUAUUCUCAGGGACUUAAAGGGGCUCUUUGCCCCUCCCUGGGAUAUUGCUUCUCCGGCUGAAGUGCUUUGUGACAAGCUGAGAGAUCUAAAAGAAGCAAAAGCCCCAAGUCCUUCUCUGAGCCGCCAGUACAGCUUGGAAACUGACCGUGUGUCCAAGGAUUUUAUUGAGUUUUUAAAGACUUACCAGAAAGCAGGACAUGAUGUGUACAAACUGUCCAAAAUCUUCUUGGAAGCCAUGUUUCACAAAAGGGAAUCAAACAUUGACGAACAAUCGGAAUUUACCCAGGAUUUUUAUCAAAACACAGCAGAUAAAUUACAGAUGUAUUGGAAAGUGUCCCCUGAUAAAGUUGAGAAAGUGAUGGAUCAAAUUGAGCGGUUCAUAAUGACCCGUCUCUACAAGCACGUGUUCUGCCCAGAAACCACAGAUGAUGAGAAGAAAGACCUCACAGUGCAGAAGAGAAUCAGGGCUUUACAUUGGGUAACUCUUCAGAUGCUCUGUGUUCCUGUAAAUGAAGAUAUUGCUGAGGUGUCUGACAUGGUGGUAAAGGCUAUAACAGAUAUUAUUGAGAUGGACUCAAAACGUAUUCCCCGUGACAAACUUGCUUGUAUCACUCGCUGCAGCAAACACAUCUUUAACGCUAUCAAGAUCACAAGAAAUGAACCAGCCUCAGCCGAUGACUUCCUGCCCACACUCAUUUAUAUUGUUCUCAAGGCAAAUCCACCUCGCUUGCAAUCCAAUAUUCAGUACAUCACUAGAUUUUGCAACCCCAGCAGGCUGAUGACUGGAGAGGAUGGCUAUUAUUUCACUAACCUGUGCUGUGCUGUGGCCUUCAUAGAGAAACUGGAUGCUCAGUCUCUGAAUUUAAGUGAAGAAGAGUUCAGCAGGUACAUGUCUGGGCAGGCUUCUCCAAAAAAGCAGGACCUAGAGGACUGGCCAGCAGACACAUGUCCUGGUGUAAAGCAGAUGCACAGAAACCUUGACCUACUAACCCAGCUGUCUAAGAGACAAGAGCAUAUUGUAAAUGAGGCUAAGAAACUAGAGAAGGAUCUUAUUGACUGGACAGAUGAAGUCACCAAGGAAGUCAAGGACAUUGUAGAAAAAUAUCCACUGAACAUUAAAACAGCCAGCCAGGCCCUCGCAGCCCUUGAAUCCGAAAAUAUAGAAGAUGAUAAGCUGCCCCCUCCACUGCAGCCUCAAGUCUAUGCAGGAUAAUAGACUCAGCCCAGAAGACAAAAACACAUGCAAUCAUUCCUAUUAAACAGGUUCAGCAGUAAUUCACUAAUUUUUUUUGGAAGAGCUUGGGUCAUUGUAUUGCAGAUCCUGGAGAGAUCAGGUGUUUUUAAAAUGACGGUACAAACUUUCUUCGGCCUUGUGGUUUGCUUGGUAAAACUAUUUAUUAAUAUGGAUUAUACAGGGCUGUCGCAUUUUACAGAAAGCAAUGAUUCCUUUACAUUAGCAUUUUGUUUAGUACUUGUGAUAGGAUAAUAGAAAUACAUAUUAGUCUUAACAAUUUCUAUUUGCAGAAGAGAGUUUUUAUGCUUUUAAAGCUAUUUCCAGCCUUCAGGAAUGCAAUAGGACUUGUUACAUGCUGCAAUGACAAAAACAUGCCCUAGUUUAUUUGAUUAUACUAAAGUUAAAAGCGAAAACUAAUUUAAAAUGUGCUUCGUUUUAAAGGCACAGUAACACCAAAAAAGUACAGGGUUUCUUAUACAUUUAAAUAUGUAAUUUAACUCUUUACUGGGCAAAACUGUGUGUGUUUGCUUUAAAACUCAAUACGAGUUAUAGGGCCCACAUCCACAUAACAAAUAACAGAUAAGUUCUGCACAAUACAUUCGAUUUAGUACUGAACUAGGAACAU
This is a messenger RNA of Xenopus laevis (African clawed frog), 2418 nucleotides long. RefSeq names its product RAB guanine nucleotide exchange factor (GEF) 1 S homeolog (gene rabgef1.S). Gene Ontology annotation, cellular component: cytosol; cytoplasm; vesicle. The coding region runs from base 156 to 1772 and encodes 538 amino acids. Gene Ontology annotation, biological process: vesicle-mediated transport. The record is from RefSeq and is a predicted model, not a curated record. The transcript is spliced from 11 exons. NCBI's taxonomy places the organism in Eukaryota, Metazoa, Chordata, Amphibia, Anura, Pipidae. Gene Ontology annotation, molecular function: guanyl-nucleotide exchange factor activity; GTPase activator activity; DNA binding.